AUGGGCAUGGGGAUGGGUAGUGAAGUUUGGGAUGAUGAUGAUUAUUCCUCAACUGUAGUGGCGCAGCCUCCUGUGGAUAUAGGUAGAAGUUUUGGUCGUGGUAGAGGAUUCUUACCAGCCACAUCAUCCUUUGAUGAUUCAGAAAACAAUAAUUUUGGCUGCAAUAAUUAUACCAAAAAUGAUAAUGAGUAUGAGGACCGCAGUUCAGGUCGUGGAGGGCGUGGUGGAAGAGGAGGGCGUGGGGGUGGUGGUAGAGGAGGAUCAAAUUUCAAUGGCAGUGGUGGUGGUAAUAGAUCCAAACAAUUUAGAGAUGAUGAUGACGAUGAUAAUGAAGAUGAUAGUGGAAGAGGUGGCAGAAGAAAUGAAGGAUUUCGUAAUGAUGAUAGGCCUAGAGGUCGGCGGCAAGAUAAUGACUUUGAUAGUGACAAACCUAGAGGUCGCAAAGGAGAUGGUGAUGAGCGACCCAGGGGUCGGAAACCUGAAGGAGGAGGAGAUGGAGAUGAAAAGCCUAAACCUGAACUCUAUAUUCCUCCUGAGCCAACAGAUGAUGAAAAUGUAAUGUUUACUGCUGGAAUAAGUUCAGGAAUAAACUUCGAUAAAUAUGAUCACAUUCAAGUCAAGGUGUCAGGUGAAAAUGUACCUCGUGCUAUUGAUAGAUUUGAAAACUCUGGUUUGCGGCAAUUUGUUUUGGACAAUAUAAAAAAAUCGGGAUAUGCGAAACCUACACCUAUUCAGAAACAUGCCAUUCCUAUCAUAAUGAGUGGUAGAGAUUUAAUGGGCUGUGCCCAGACAGGUUCAGGAAAGACUGCUGCAUUUUUAUUACCAAUUAUUAAUGUGUUAUUAAGUGAUCCAAGAGAUUUAAUUCUCACUGCUGAACAUUGUGAGCCUCAUGCUAUUAUUGUUUCACCUACAAGGGAACUUACACUCCAGAUAUACAGUGAAGCUCGUAAAUUUGCUCAUGGUUCAAUUAUAAAGGCUGUGGUGACAUAUGGAGGAACAGCAGCAUACCACCAGGCUCAGCAAGUAAUGAAAGGUUGCCACAUCCUUGUUGCUACUCCAGGACGCCUAUUAGAUUUUGUCAACAGAGGUCGUAUUAGCUUUGCUUCCGUCAGAUUUGUUGUUUUGGAUGAAGCAGAUCGGAUGCUAGACAUGGGUUUUAUGCCUGAUAUUGAAAAAAUGAUGAAUCAUCCAACAAUGGUGCCAACAGGUGAACGCCAAACUCUCAUGUUUUCUGCAACCUUUCCAGAAGAAAUUCAGAGGCUUGCUGGGAAAUUUUUAUCAGAUUACCUCUUUGUUGCUGUUGGUAUUGUGGGUGGUGCUUGUACAGAUGUUGAUCAAAAAUUUUACCAAGUCACAAGAUUUGAGAAACGUCCUAAACUUGUAGAGCUACUGAAAGAAGAAGGUGGAGACAAAACACUGGUAUUUGUUGAGAUGAAACGGACUGCAGAUUUCAUUGCAGCUUAUUUGUCUGAACAAAAUUUUCCCACAACAAGUAUACAUGGUGACAGAAUGCAAAGAGAGAGGGAAGAAGCAUUAGCAGACUUCAAAUCUGGUCAAAUGGCAAUUCUUGUUGCUACAGCUGUUGCAGCCCGUGGCUUGGACAUAAAAAAUGUGGCUCAUGUAGUUAACUAUGAUCUUCCAAAGAGUAUUGAUGAAUAUGUGCAUCGCAUUGGUAGAACAGGCCGUGUUGGAAAUAGAGGCAAAGCUACUAGUUUCUAUGAUCCUGAAGCUGAUGCUCCUAUAGCAAGGGACCUAGCUGAACAGCCAGUACCAGAGUGGCUAGAGCAAGAAUCUGGUGGAAGUGGUGGGGGUGGCUUUGCAAGAGGUGGCAGGAGUGGUUUUGGUGGAAAGGAUGUCCGCAAGUUUGGCCAGGAGAGCAGUGGUGCUAGCGGCGGUGCCGGUGAUUAUGGACAGCCUCAAUGUAUGGAAGAGGACGAGGUUUGGUGAACUCAAAAGGAAGUUUCGAACUGAACCAUUCCAUUCUUUGGCUGUGUCAGGGAUGACGUAUGUGUGAUAACUAAGUAAUAGUUCGCUACGAUUGAAUAAAAUAUUAAGUUUUGUUCACUUGUAUGUUAAUUGUCUGUUACUUAGGAAUGUGUUUGUUGAAGUUUCUGUCAUCUUUUAAGAGUUUUUGUUUUCAAUUAAUAUUUACUUCCCUGAUUUGGAGACUUAGAAAUUAAAUUUGGUAGUUACCAGGCUACUUGCUGUGCUUAAGUACGGUUAUCAUGUGACUAAACGGUACAAAUCUCAUAAGAUUGAGAGGAUGAAUGCUGUACUUAAAGGAUUUCAACUCAAAAGGUGACAUAAAAAAAAUUUUAGAUUUAAAAAAUUUUUGUAAAAUUUAAUAAAAAUAUUUUCAAGAAAAAUACCAGUGUUAUUUUGUGAAGCUAUUGACAAUCAUUUCCUCAAUGGUGUUUAUGAUAAAAGUUCAUACAUUAUAUUUCAAGAACUAGAAUUUUUUGGUAUAUAUAAUUUUGAUGUUCUAUUUCAUCAGAAACUGGGAUAAUCCAUUAAGCAUUGACAGAAUUUUCUUUGCUUCAGAUGUUUAGUAUUCAUGCUGUAAAAAGAUGGGAAUAGCCUCUUUUGUACGUACUCUAUACAUUUAGACUAAUAUUUAUCAGAAUUCUUAGUAUUCUGCACUUCAAACUGCUUGUAAUUGAAUGUUUUGCGAGAUAAAUUAAAAGGAAGCUGGGAGUGGAAAACAAACUGCUUGAAAGGAGUUGAUUUCUGCAUGGAUUAUUUGAGAGAAGUAUGAUAGUGUUUAACUGGAAUGAACAGGUGGCAAUUAGGACACUAGUGCUUUUAUCAUGCUGUCUUCUAUAUAUUUCACCAAAUUUUGUUUCCACUGAGGACAGGUGAUUUCUAGAAAAAAUUUUAGAUUUGUUUACAUGCAUGGAGGCAGAGAUAAUUAUGUGAUUGAGACAUCCAUGUAAGAUGGAAGACAAUGUAGUUGCACAUGUGGGUGGCAAUAUUCUAGCGAUUAGAUGAUUACUGUUGCAAGUUUUGGAUUUGCCUACUGAGAAAAGUAAUGCAAUACAAUUAUUGUAUUGGAAAGUAAUAAGAUGUUUUGUGUGAACUGAAAGAUACAUUAGCCACUGUUUUUACAAAUAAUCAUUUCUUUAUUGCUUCCAUAACAUUUUGUGUAAUUGGCUGACAUCACAUUCACUUUUCAUUUUCUUUACAAUAAAGUAUUACAAACUAUGAAUUGUUUAUCAUUGUUAUGCAUUGUCAUCUUUGUAUAUAAAAAUGGAUGUCAGACUGAGGACAAAUUUAUUGGGGAGAGGGGUUUCUAAAUUAAAGCAAAUUCGGUUACAAGAAAUGUGGAACUUUAAAACUCCCUAGACAUUGCUGCCAGACAGAUGGGGGCUUAAAUGAAAGGUUAUGAUUUUAAGGAUAAAUGUACUGAUAUGUUCAAUUUAUCGCCACCAUGAAGCGGCACCAAAACAAGCCAAAAUUACUUUUAUAAUAACUUCUGAACAAGUCUUGCUUGCUGAUCCGGUGGUCGAGAUAUUGCUAAGGCAGUAGUGCUGUAGCGAUCUCGGACAAAAGGAUUGCGAGUUCGAGUCCUGCCUUGGGCAUGUUUGUAUUGUGUUCGUCCUUUC
Messenger RNA from Gryllus bimaculatus (two-spotted cricket), 3602 nucleotides. The record is from the annotation of a GenBank genome assembly. Lineage: Eukaryota; Metazoa; Arthropoda; Insecta; Orthoptera; Gryllidae.